Symphalangus syndactylus (siamang) is the source of this 2366-nucleotide messenger RNA. RefSeq names its product target of myb1 membrane trafficking protein (gene TOM1). Lineage: Eukaryota; Metazoa; Chordata; Mammalia; Primates; Hylobatidae. Gene Ontology annotation, molecular function: clathrin binding; phosphatidylinositol binding; ubiquitin binding. Gene Ontology annotation, cellular component: membrane; endosome. Gene Ontology annotation, biological process: signal transduction. The record is from RefSeq and is a predicted model, not a curated record.
CACCGCCCCGCCCACGCCUCCUCGCCGGCCUCCGGGUGCGUCACGUGACGGGUCGGUGGCGCUGGCGGUUGCUGUCAGCUGAUUCCCGGGGUUGGUGGCAGCAGCGGUAGCAGCAAUGGACUUUCUCCUGGGGAACCCGUUCAGCUCUCCAGUGGGACAGCGCAUCGAGAAAGCCACAGAUGGCUCCCUGCAGAGCGAGGACUGGGCCCUCAACAUGGAGAUCUGCGACAUCAUCAACGAGACGGAGGAAGGUCCCAAAGAUGCCCUCCGAGCAGUAAAGAAGAGAAUCGUGGGGAAUAAGAACUUCCACGAGGUGAUGCUGGCUCUCACAGUCUUAGAAACCUGUGUCAAGAACUGCGGGCACCGCUUCCACGUGCUGGUGGCCAGCCAGGACUUCGUGGAGAGUGUGCUGGUGAGGACCAUCCUGCCCAAGAACAACCCACCCACCAUCGUGCAUGACAAGGUGCUCAACCUCAUCCAGUCCUGGGCUGACGCGUUCCGCAGCUCGCCCGAUCUGACAGGUGUGGUCACCAUCUAUGAGGACCUGCGGAGGAAAGGCCUGGAGUUCCCCAUGACUGACCUGGACAUGCUGUCGCCCAUCCACACACCCCAGAGGACCGUGUUCAACUCAGAGACACAAUCAGGACAGGAUUCUGUGGGCACUGACUCCAGCCAGCAAGAGGACUCUGGCCAGCACACUGCCCCUCUGCCCGCCCCGCCCAUACUCUCCGGUGACACGCCCAUAGCACCAACCCCGGAGCAGAUUGGGAAGCUACGCAGUGAGCUGGAGAUGGUGAGUGGGAACGUGAGGGUGAUGUCGGAGAUGCUGACAGAGCUGGUGCCCACCCAGGCCGAGCCCGCAGACCUGGAGCUGCUGCAGGAGCUCAACCGCACGUGCCGAGCCAUGCAGCAGCGGGUCCUGGAGCUCAUCCCUCAGAUCGCCAACGAGCAGCUGACCGAGGAGCUGCUCAUCGUCAAUGACAAUCUCAACAACGUGUUCCUGCGCCAUGAACGGUUUGAACGGUUCCGAACAGGCCAGACCACCAAGGCCCCAAGUGAGGCUGAGCCGGCAGCUGACCUGAUCGACAUGGGCCCUGACCCAGCAGCCACCGGCAACCUCUCAUCCCAGCUGGCAGGAAUGAACCUGGGCUCCAGCAGUGUGAGAGCUGGUCUGCAGUCUCUGGAGGCCUCUGGUCGACUGGAAGAUGAGUUUGACAUGUUUGCGCUGACACGGGGCAGCUCACUGGCUGACCAACGGAAGGAAGUAAAAUACGAAGCCCCCCAAGCAACAGACGGCCUGGCUGGAGCCCUGGACGCCCGGCAGCAGAGCACUGGCGCGAUCCCAGUCACCCAGGCCUGCCUCAUGGAGGACAUCGAGCAGUGGCUGUCCACUGACGUGGGGAAUGAUGCGGAAGAGCCUAAGGGGGUCACCAGCGAAGGUAAAUUUGACAAAUUCCUGGAAGAACGGGCCAAAGCCGCGGAUCGAUUGCCUAACCUCUCCAGCCCCUCAGCUGAGGGGCCCCCGGGUCCCCCACCUGGCCCAGCGCCCCGGAAGAAGACCCAGGAGAAAGAUGAUGACAUGCUGUUUGCCUUAUGAGUGUGGGGUCUGGCACCCUGCAGCCCAGGUCCCCACUGCUUUCACACCCUUAGGCUGGGACCUCCCUCCCUCCUCUGGUGUUAAGGCUGCUUUGGGGGUGGCUUGUUACCCCCUUUUUCUCCUCUUUGAAGAUGGAGCUGCCCCAGCUCUGGCUGGGGGUGUGGAGGCAGUGGGAUGAACUGGGGGACAGAUCCGCGCUGCAGUGGGAUCUGGCUGCUCUGCCUCCUUUCCCACCCCAGCUGACCACGAGACUUUGCUGAGAAGUGGAGGCCCCAGGACAGGCUGGCUGGCUGGCUGGCUGGUUGACCCAGUGUGACUCUCCUUCACUGAGUGAUACCCUGCUCCCGGCCCAUGCCCCGAGGAGCCCUUCAGAGCCCACACUGCCAGUCGAGGGCUGGCUGGAGGCUGGCCACAGUGGAAAUUCUGCCAAGCCUCUUGUCCCUUCCCUGCUCUGCUGCAUGGGGCCCCAUGGCUUUGGCUGGCCAUUGAGGGCAGGGUGUGGAGGUGUGGAGGCCUCUGAGGAGCUGCAGCGGCCCAGGUACGAAGCUGUAACUUCAUGCUGUGGGCGAGAUCUCAUCAGCCCCAGGCUGCAGGUGAGGCUUCAGGGGAUGCUGGGGACCCACCGCCCCUCCACUACUUUGCCCUCCAUCCUUCCUCUGUUCCUUCUGGCCAGGCACCACAGCACUGGGGCUCACCUCUUGGUUGAUCCUCUUGUACUGGGAGAGGUGCCUUUUGUGUCCCCAAUUAAAGGUAGAAAACCACCCUGCUA